CGAGCAUUGCGAUAUUUCACCGACGCCCCCACAUCGCGAUGCUGCAGACGAGUGGCGCUAAGAUUGCGAGAAGCUUUAGCACGAUUGCAUAUGAGUCUUUCUUCACGGCACGGUCCCUUCGUCGACAGCCAUCUGCCAUCCGCUCGUUGCAGCCACUUGUGUCGCUUCCGGGCAUGAUCUCUCUUGGCGGGGGCAUGCCGAAUCCAUCUACGUUUCCUUUUGAAGCCAUAUCGAUCAAGCUCAAGUCUGGGCAUUCGAUGGACAUUCGAGGCCAGCCGCUCCAACAAGCCCUUCAAUACUCUGCCACCCCAGGACUUCCUGAGCUGGUCCAGAUCAUUUCCACGCGCAUGGAAGACGAGCACGAACCCCCGGCGUUAUCUGAAUCGCGAAUGCUGUCCAUCACGACAGGAAGCCAAGAUGCGCUGUACAAGGCGUUUGAAAUGCUCGUUGACGAAGAUGACUCACUGUUGGUCGAAUCACCGACGUAUUCGGGCACAUUGGCGCAUUUACAUGCGGUGAACUGCAAGCUUGUGUCGGUGCGCACUGAUGGACAAGGUUUGGUACCAGAGCAUCUGGCGUCCAUUUUAGACAACUGGGACAACAAAACGAAGAAGCCAAAAGUGCUGUACACGAUCCCCACCGGCGGCAACCCCACGGGUGUGAGCAUGUCGUUCGAACGCAAGCAACAAGUGUACGCAAUUGCCUCGAAGCAUAAUUUGAUUGUGCUGGAAGACGAUCCGUACUACUACCUGACGCUGAAUGGUGCUCGCUCCAAGGUUUGUACUUCUGUACGAAGUUUUGCACUGACAACGAAAUGGCGUAGUCGCUCCUUCAUUUGGACGUCGACGGACGGGUGCUGCGCUUUGACUCGUACUCCAAGAUUCUGUCCUCUGGCUUGCGUGUCGGGACUGUGUACGGCCCCAAAAUGCUCAUUGAACGCCUGAACUUGCACACGCAAUCCGCCAAUCUUCAUAGCAGCGGGUUAUCCCAGGUAUACCACAUAUGCUUGUAGAACUGAUCGCGACGAACCAGUGUAUUACUUACAUUCAAACAGGCCGUGGUGCUGGAGCUGUUCAAGCAGUGGGGUGAAAAGGGAUGGAACGAUCAUGUCGAAUCGGUGUGUGCAUUUUACCGUGGCCAGCGCGAUGCGUUCCUUCGUGCGUUGGAGAAAAACUUGACUGGAUUAGCAACGUGGGAGGCCCCCGAUGCGGGAAUGUUCGUAUGGAUCAAGCUCGUUGGCGUCGACGAUUCCAAGGCGCUGAUUGAGCAAAAAGCUGUGGCCAGCAAGGUGCUGUUGGUGCCUGGGCAAGUAUUUCUCCCUGACAACGUCAAGACAUCGUACGUUCGCGCAGCCUACUCCACGGCUACCCCGGAGCAAAUGGACAUGGCGAUCAGCCGCUUGGCCGCUCUUUUGAAGGAGAAGUAGUUAGAGCGUGCCCCAUAGACGAUAAACGCAAGCAAAUGUGGAAGCGAGCUUCAACCUUGCAAAAAAUGUCCACAUUAAAAAUGAACCAAUCAAAUGUCGCAAGUGAUUCACAGGGCUAGGGUUUU
Aphanomyces astaci is the source of this 1551-nucleotide messenger RNA. RefSeq lists its product as hypothetical. Bases 39 to 944 code for a protein of 301 amino acids. Gene Ontology annotation, molecular function: pyridoxal phosphate binding; L-kynurenine:2-oxoglutarate transaminase activity. The transcript has 2 exons. The record is from RefSeq and is a predicted model, not a curated record. NCBI's taxonomy places the organism in Eukaryota, Oomycota, Saprolegniomycetes, Saprolegniales, Verrucalvaceae. Gene Ontology annotation, biological process: biosynthetic process.